Messenger RNA from Papaver somniferum (opium poppy), 1542 nucleotides. Its product is annotated as putative F-box protein At3g23960. NCBI's taxonomy places the organism in Eukaryota, Viridiplantae, Streptophyta, Magnoliopsida, Ranunculales, Papaveraceae. Gene Ontology annotation, molecular function: protein binding. The record is from RefSeq and is a predicted model, not a curated record. Bases 95 to 964 code for a protein of 289 amino acids. The transcript has a single exon.
CCUAAAUUGAAUUCCUGCUGCUGUUUUAUCUCCAUCUUCUUAAAAUCCCCCAAAUUCUUAUAUCCUCUGUUUCCUCAUCAACAAAACCAAUAGAAUGGGUAUGUUCAGUGAUCUUCCAUCAGAUGUAAUGUUAGACAUUUUCACUAGGUUACCAGCUGAAUCAAUUGGGGAUUGCAAAUCAGUUUCCAAGAGAUGGAGAAACGUUCUUCGCCAUCCAUCCUUCAAUCAAAUGCACUCAAAUCUCCUCCUUAGUAACCUUGAUUCUUCUGCUGAUUCCGGUAAGCUUAAUUUUAGUUUCAGGAUGGAUGAUCUUUCUGAACCAUUUUCCAGAAACUUAUAUUAUCUAGAAUAUGAUGACGAAGUUUCUUCUCAUACAGUUAAGAAACUGAAAUUGAAACCUCCGUUUGAGUUAUACAGUAUACUUGGAUCAUGUAACGGUUUGGUUUGUAUAAACGGAUUGCCUAAACAUUAUACCAGUGCUUCUUAUGUUGCUUAUAUCUGUAAUCCCAUCACUGGAGAAUCUAUCACCCUUCCUGAACUUGAUAGAGCCACAUACUAUCAUAAUGUUUUUUUCAUGACUUGUGGAUUUGGUUACGUUGCUGCGACUAAUGAGUACAAGGUUGCUAGGCUUUACACUCUCUGGAAAGACCCCAAGGCAGCACAAAUUGAGGUUUAUACUCUCGGCAGUGGUAAAGGAUGGAGAAGCGUUGGGAAGAUAAACAACUAUUUGAUGGACAUUUCUAUGCUAAAUCCUUUCUUCGGAUUUAUUUAUUGGACCCUCAGAGAGGGGAGAAUUAUGGCAUUUGAUUUGGCUAAUGAGAUUUUUGUAGAAUUAGAUGAAUAUUAUAAUAAGAAUUUUCGGGAUACGGUGUUGGGAGGUCAUUACUGUGGUAUACACUACAGUGAAGACGAGACAUUUAGUUGGAGUAUGGUUACCCAAGAAAAAAGAAGACGAGACAUUUAGUUGGAGUAAAGAGUUCAGUUUAAUCAAUAUGGAUCCAUACACUUCUUCACUUGCCCUUACGAGUAGUGGUAGAGUUUUAUGUUACACAAGUACAAAGCUCCAUCUUUAUGACCUGAAGUCUUCUUCUUCCAUAAUGCUCGAGGACUUUGCAUCUUUUGGUAGAAAAAUUCAUCACGGAGUUCCACACAUGAUGAACACUUUAGUUUCGGUGAAAGCAUUUGGAGAAGAAAACAUGGAGACUGGAAGGUCCGUGGAAGCAAUUGAAACUUGAAGAAGUAUCGUAAAGAGCAAAAAGAGGUGAGUCUUUUAUUUGUACGUCACCUAGGAAUACCUUAGAGCCUGGAUGAGAUCUGAAUAGAAGUAGGCAUGCAUGAAAAUUAAGAAGCAGGCAUGCCGAAGUAGGCAUGGAUAAUCUCGUAGGAUUCUUUUCAGUUAGUUGCUCUUCUUUCACUGAUUUUUUAAGUAGGGUAACUCUUGUUAUGAAGUCUGAUUCCACAAAUUGGUCUGAGAAGGAUUCAACUGAUGAUUCCGAUUUUAUGGUUUGUUUUACAAAUAAAAUGAGUUCUGCGUUCCCAACA